This is a messenger RNA of Phyllotreta striolata, 3238 nucleotides long. Lineage: Eukaryota; Metazoa; Arthropoda; Insecta; Coleoptera; Chrysomelidae. The record is from the annotation of a GenBank genome assembly.
UAGACUUGCACUAGAUAAAACCUAAUUUAAAUAAAUUAUAUGGAAAAAGUUGUUCAUUAUGAGUACAAAUAAAGAUAUAGUUCAUUACGAUGAGUAUGACAGCAAUUUUAUCAACAAACUUUUGGGUGAAAUGAAAUGCAAGUUCAAUAAAUUGGACGAGUUAUCAACGAAAUCAAACGAUAAAUCAAAGAAUGUUCGUCCUGCGAUAGAAGAAGGGAAAACUAAGGAAGAGGCUAUGGAAAUAGAGGAUAUUCUAGGAUCGAAUGAACCCGACGCGGAGUCGCCGAGCAAAGGUAGCAAGAAAAGUUCUCCCAAUCGACGCUCUUACAGGCAAAGGAACAGCUCUUUGGACGAAAAAGUCGAUGUCGAGGACAAUCUCAAGCGGUCCUCCAGAAGGAGAAAUAAAAGGUCCGUUUUGCAGAACGCCAUCGACAGAAAGGAGAAGUCCUACAACGAAUCCUGCAGGCCCCAAAGGCUAUCGAGGCAGUUACGGCCCACCAAGAAGGUUCUGGAAAACAUAGCUCAAGCUAAAGAAGUCAAGAAAUUAAAAUCGAAGAACAUCGACAAGCCUUACAACAGCGAAAACCAAAGCACCAUUGAUGGAGACUCCAAAAAAAGUAAAACAAAAUGCCACAAAAACCAGAAAAGACUGAAGGCAAGCGAUAGCGAAAAGUCUCACUCCGAAGUCAGUUCCGAAGGGGAAUCGGAAGUGGAAGUCGUUAAAAGCGUAAGGAAGUCUCCAAGAUCUUCAAGCCAAAAUUUGAGUAGCCCAAAACCCCAAUUAGUCAUUGAAGCUGAAAAUGGGUCGCCGAUAUCGCAAGACAAUCCAGUACUCGCUGCACAGUUGUGCUUGUGCUCGGAAUCCACUAAUUUCUAUCAAGCCAACAUCAAUACAGAUAUAACACACUGCUCUGCGAUAGAUAACAUCGACGAGAGGCUCAUCGGUUGCAACAGGCAGGUGAAAAUAAAAGAUUCCCCGUUGUUACGACCGUCUCGGAGAAUCCCUUACAUGGGUUUGUGCGAGCUCCACCGAAACAGGCUAAAACAGCACAAUUGCUGUCCUACUUGUGGCAUAUUUUGCACUCAGGGCAAAUUUUCAGAAUGUGAAGCCAAACACCAAUAUCAUCAAAAAUGUCGUUUAUCCGUGGGUAAUACAGAGUGUUGUCCCCAUUGUGGCCUAACUACCCCUUCUAGAGAUAUCUUACUUAAAUUCAAGUGUUCAAAUGCCCCUGUUUUUCUUCCUGUCCAAAAAUCAGAACGUUUUAGCCGACACGCUAAAAUGACAUUUUCGAAAGCCUGUGACCAAAUUCGUAGUUCUACGCCUCUCUUGAUACCCCUAGAUUCCUUCCAAAAUCUCGACAAUGCUCUGACCAACGGAUCCGAUAUGAUCUUCGACGAAAACGACAUUUUGGAUGCAAUCAGAGAAGAAGACUUUGAAAAACUGACUUCUAUUAUAGCUUCGAAUUCGAUCGAUUUGCAAUUCAAAUUGGAGGAUUUCAACGACGGUAACCUUCUCCAUUACGCCUCGCACAAAGGCCUGUUGAGGAUUUGCCACAUUUUAAUCUCCAUGGGUUCGGAAAUUAACGAAAUAGAUAAGGAACAAAACACCCCGUUGAUGUUGGCUAUAAUAGCUCACAAAAUGGACGUCGUGCAAUAUUUAGUACACGUUGGUGCUAAUAUAGCUGUGAAGGGUACCGACGGUAUGACGGCUUUGCACGUCUCCGCGAAAUGCGGCAACCUGGACGCCUGCAGGAUUCUACUGGAGGCGAGCUCUUCCUUCAAAGACUUCAUCAAUUGCCGGGACGAUGGGGGCUGGACGCCCUUAGUGUGGGGAUGCGAGAACGGCUUCGCUGAAAUCGUCGAAUUUUUGCUAUCCAAAGGCGCCGAUCCGAAACUGAGAGACGUCGAACACAACGAAGCUUUACAUUGGGCGUCUUUCAGCGGCUGUUCUCAUAUAGUAGAAUUGCUUGUUAACAGGGGCGCUGAUGUUAAUACGGUGAACGCACACGGGGAAUCUCCCUUACAUAUCGCGGCCAGAGAGGACCGAUACAAUUGCGUAAUAGUAUUAUUAGCGAGAAGGGCUAACGUUUAUUUGGUAAACAAAAACAACGAAACCCCUUUGAAUUGUGUACCUGAGGACGGUGUGUGCUACAAUCCUAUAGCUUUAAAUAUGAGACUGCAAUCUCUAGUCGAUAGUGAAAACAAACCUUACAAAACCAUAUUAUCAGAGGAUAUAUCGAAAGGUCGGGAAUUAAAUCCCGUGCAGUGCGUUAACAACUUAGACGAAGAUCUUGAACCUAAAGACUACACUUACGUUACAAAAUGCUUCAUCUCGUCUGAAGGCGUUUGCAUAGAUACAACUCCGAAGUCGAUAAAAAAUUGCAAUUGCCAGGAACGUUGCUUCGGAGAUAACUGCCUCUGCGGCCAUUUAUCCAUAAAAUGCUGGUACGACGAAGACAGAAAACUGUCUGCUGAUUUCAAUUUUUUAGAUACUCCUAUAAUAUUUGAAUGUUCGGAUACAUGUACAUGCAAUGCUAUUACUUGUCGAAAUCGGGUAGUGCAAAGAGGAACGCAACAGAGAUUCCAAGUGUACAAGACUGAGAGGAAAGGUUGGAGCGUUCGAACGUUGAAACUUAUACCGAAGGGUUGUUUCGUUAGCGAAUACGUAGGAGAGAUAUUGACUGAUACGGAUGCCGAUCAACGAGAUGAUGAUAGCUUUCUGUUUGAUCUAGGCAACGAGGACGUGGAAAGGUUUUGCGUAGAUGCGCAUUAUUAUGGAAAUGUUACAAGAUUCAUUAAUCAUAGUUGUGCUCCUAAUUUACAUCCUAUAAAAGUAUUUACGGAUCAUCAAGAUCUGCGGUUUCCUAAAAUAGCUUUGUUUGCUCUGAAAGAUAUAGCGAAUGGAGAAGAACUGAGUUUUGAUUAUGGCGGUAAAUUUUGGCUGGCUAAAUACAAAACAUUCUCAUGCCAUUGUGGAUCUAACGAAUGUCGGUACUCGGAAGAAACCAUCGAGCAAUCAUUUGCGUAUUCAGAAUGUGUCGACGAAGAUAGUUUAUCCAGUUAAACAUUCCAAUACUUAUCUAUUUAAGUAUUAUUUAAUAUCCCUUUAAGAUCAUUCUUUCGAAAAUUAGUAAAUAAUGGAAUAAUUUACUUAAACAAUUUUAUGUGUUCUAGAGUAAUUUAAUUGUGUUCUUAAUUAUUUAUUGUAACGGUGCUAUAGCUUGUGUGAGAGUGGAGG